Messenger RNA from Cuscuta campestris, 554 nucleotides. Lineage: Eukaryota; Viridiplantae; Streptophyta; Magnoliopsida; Solanales; Convolvulaceae. The record is from the annotation of a GenBank genome assembly.
AUUCGAACAUCAGUUCCAUCAAAUCAAAGAACAUCCACCAUAGUAUCGAAAUUGAGUAGUCUAUGAUUACCUUUGUCAAUUUGUCUGAUCCAUUCUUACAGAAAUCAAAAGAUGCUUCUGUGUCCAAUCGCUUCUUGACUCUCGAUCAAAUUCAAAGGAUUGCCUUUGGACUUUCGAGUUUAUCUGCUCAAUCAUCUGUCCAAAAAUUUUUCAAUGAUUUUCAAUUCUCUUCUUCUGUUCCUCCAUUUGAGCGCCGAUCCUCUUAUUCUGUUCCAACAUCCGAAGUGUGAUUGUCUUUUGUUGAUCGAUCAGUGUUUCUAGGGUUUCUUUGAUGGACGACAUCACUGCAGAUCAUCUUCCUUCUCCUUAGCUUGAUAGCGCCAGAUCGUAAUGCUUUGAUACCACUAAUGCAUGCAAGUAGACUUCUCAGGAAUGAGAAAGAGGGCCUCGAGGCUCUGUAACGGGAAUGGUUAGAGAAGAUGGAUAGAAGGUAGAGAGAGAGAUAAAGUUGAGAAAAUAUUAUUCUGAGUACUCAAUCAAAGGAUAGGUGCCAU